Messenger RNA from Brachypodium distachyon (stiff brome), 2099 nucleotides. Its product is annotated as probable serine/threonine-protein kinase At1g54610. Gene Ontology annotation, biological process: protein phosphorylation; positive regulation of transcription elongation by RNA polymerase II. NCBI's taxonomy places the organism in Eukaryota, Viridiplantae, Streptophyta, Magnoliopsida, Poales, Poaceae. Gene Ontology annotation, cellular component: cyclin-dependent protein kinase holoenzyme complex; nucleus. The transcript is spliced from 7 exons. Gene Ontology annotation, molecular function: cyclin-dependent protein serine/threonine kinase activity; ATP binding; RNA polymerase II CTD heptapeptide repeat kinase activity. The record is from RefSeq and is a predicted model, not a curated record. Bases 145 to 1812 code for a protein of 555 amino acids.
CCGGAGUCGCAGACCGGUCGCCCAUUCCAUUUCCCUCCUUCCUUCCUUCGUCCUCGGCUUAUUCCCGCUUCCCUUCCCUUCGUCAAGACCUCGCAAACAACCGCGCCUGCCCGCGUGCCUCCGGGCGCCACAUGACGCGCGGCCAUGGGAUGCCUCCUCGGUAAGCUCGCCGCCGCGCCCCUCUUCUUCCCCUCCGCCGCCGCCGCGACCGCCGCCGGGGCCGGAGGGGACGGCCAGACGCAGCUCGGCGCGCCGCGUCCCGAGCACAUCGCGGCGGUGAAGAAGGACGAGAGCGGGUGGCCGCUCUGGCUCUCCUCCGUCGCCGGCGACGCGCUCCGCGGCUGGGCGCCCCGCUCCGCCGAAGCCUUCCAGAAGCUCGAGAAGAUUGGGUCGGGGACGUACAGCAACGUGUACAAGGCGAUCGAGGUGGAGAGCGGCGGCGUGGUGGCGCUGAAGAAGGUGCGUGUGGACGGCGUGGGGGAGGCGGAGAGCGCACGGUUCAUGGCACGAGAGAUCAUGCUGCUCCGGCACCUCGGCGAGCACGCCAACGUCGUCCGCCUCCAUGGACUCGUCACCUCCCGCCUCGCCACCGCGCCCUCGCUCUACCUCGUCUUCGAGUACAUGGACCAUGAUCUCACCGGCCUCCUCGCCGCUGCCACUGCCUCCGGCGCCCACUUCUCCCUGCCCCAGGUGAAGUGCUACAUGAAACAACUACUGUCCGGAAUUGAACACUGUCAUAACAAGGGUGUUCUUCACCGCGACAUCAAGAGUUCAAACUUACUUGUCAGUGACGAUGGGAUUCUUAAGAUAGCUGAUUUUGGACUCGCCUCGCAUUUUGAUCCUGAUAAGACGCGACCCAUGACUAGCCAAGUGAUAACGCUUUGGUAUCGUCCACCUGAACUAUUGUUAGGUGCUACUCACUACAGUGUUGGUGUUGAUCUUUGGAGUGUGGGUUGUGUAUUGGCAGAACUCCUUCUCGGCGAGCCUAUAUUUCCUGGAAGAACAGAGGUUGAACAAUUGCACAAGAUUUUCAAGCUAUGUGGUACUCCAUCAGAGGAUUACUGGGAGAACAUGAAAUUUCCGCCACCUACGUUCAAGCCAUAUGAGCGGUGUAUAGCUGACAAAUUUAAGGAUGUGGCACCAUCUACCCUAUCACUUCUAGAGACUCUUCUAUCUAUUGACCCAGAGAAGAGAGGCACCGCAACUGAUGCUCUCAACAGUGAGUUCUUCACAAGAGAACCAUAUGCCUGUGAGCCAUCAAGCCUUCCACGGUAUCCGCCGUGUAAAGAAAUAGAUGUCAAAUUGAAGUAUGAGAAGCACAAAAGGAAAUUGAGGGCAAAUGGUUCCGUAGAACGCCAGACAACAUCCAGAAAGCCCAUGCCACAAAAUCAUGGGCGCAGAAGAGUAUUUACUCCAGAUGUCAAUAAUAAGCUACAUGGAAACUCAAAUAUACCAAGGUUGGUCACUAGCACAAGCACAACCAAACUCGAGAGAUUUCCUCCUCCGCAUCUGGAUGCAUCAAUUGGUUACAGUUUAGAUUCCUCGGUUGAUGGAACAACUGAUCAGUUCUUCACAUCAUCGGUUGUGGAGCUAAGAAAAGUGCCGAGCCUAAUAUUUGGUCACAUGAAAUCUUACCUGAACAGCCCGAAGAACGGAACACACAAGGUGAAGCCCAGCCUCAAGAUGCCACCUUCCACUGUUCUCAUAGGUGCAUUCCGUCCGUACUCACUUGGCCAUCCAAUGGAGGUGAGAAGAAAGAAUAGGGAGCAGCUCAGAGCUAAAGGAAAAUAUGCAGUAGGUGCAGUCAAAUGACAGGCUAAUCAUGUCCCUCUUUUCUAAUGUUUAUUUUUCUUCUUCUUUCAUUACAUCCAACUAUCCAGUAGCUGUUCAUUUUAAUACAUAAUUGAUAGGUAAUACUUGUAUAGUUAGAGGGAGACAAUAAAGGAGAGUUGUGAAUAAUGAAUCAUGUACAGAAGAGGUUUCAAAAGAUUCAUCAGCAUAGUCAGGUGGUAAAAAUUUGUCAGGCAAUUUUGUAAGCUCUGCUUUAUCCCAAGUUAUGCAUACCAUGGAAAGAAAGCGAGAUGGAUUCUCAAAAGAAU